AUGGCCUCCCCUUCAUCCAAGAUCCAUCAUGUUACUAACAAAUCCAGGGCUAAUUUGCGUACUCAAAAGAGACUUGCAGCCAGCAUUAUUGGUGCUGGUAAGAAGAAGGUCUGGUUAGACCCAAACGAGACUGAGCAAAUUGCACAGGCCAACUCCAGAGAGGCUAUCAGAAAGCUGUACAAAGACGGUUUGAUCGUCAAGAAGCCUCCUGUGGGACACUCCAGAGCUAGAGCUAGAGCUUUUGCCGAGGCUAAGCGUGCUGGUAGACACACCGGUUAUGGUAAGAGAAAGGGUACCGCUAACGCCCGUAUGUCCACUCAAACCUUGUGGAUGAGAAGAUUGAGAGUUCUUAGACGUUUAUUGGUCAAGUACCGUGACAACGGUAAGAUCGACAAAACCUUGUACCACACUUUGUACAGAGAGUCUAAGGGUAACGCUUUCAAGCACAAGCGUGCUUUGAUCGAGCACAUCAUCCAGGCUAAGGCCGAGGCUGCCCGUGAGAAGGUUCUGAAGGACGAGUCUGAGGCUAGAAGAGCCAAGAACCGUGCUCAACGUGAGAGAAGACAACAGAGACAGGCUGAGAAGAGAGAGGCUUUCCUGAACGAGGAAGCUUAG
Komagataella phaffii GS115 is the source of this 615-nucleotide messenger RNA. Its product is annotated as 60S ribosomal protein L19. Gene Ontology annotation, cellular component: cytosolic large ribosomal subunit; ribosome. The transcript has a single exon. The coding region runs from base 1 to 615 and encodes 204 amino acids. The record is from RefSeq and is a predicted model, not a curated record. Gene Ontology annotation, molecular function: RNA binding; structural constituent of ribosome. Gene Ontology annotation, biological process: translation. Lineage: Eukaryota; Fungi; Ascomycota; Pichiomycetes; Pichiales; Pichiaceae.